Messenger RNA from Strongylocentrotus purpuratus (purple sea urchin), 1090 nucleotides. Its product is annotated as echinoidin-like. Lineage: Eukaryota; Metazoa; Echinodermata; Echinoidea; Camarodonta; Strongylocentrotidae. The transcript has 3 exons. The coding region runs from base 273 to 761 and encodes 162 amino acids. Gene Ontology annotation, molecular function: signaling receptor activity. The record is from RefSeq and is a predicted model, not a curated record.
UCUUCGAUUUUUUCUUGAUGAAACAAUACACAUGAAAUCCUUUUUGUCCAAAGAAAAACGUCACAAAACGGUAACAAAACUCGCGAGUAACAGAGGUGCAGCGAAUAGAAUCGAUCGCUCAACGGGUAUGCUAUACCUAUACCGAACCUCGCCCAGGCCGGCCAGGGUCGCUGCUCCGCUAGCUAGUAACCGCUCUCGAGCUCUCUGUACUGUCAGCUGGAUCUGAGAAGCCCCCCAGUUAUAGCGCCGCCACCGGCGGGCAGGUUUGCAACAUGAAGUCAAACUUCACCAUCAGCCUGUUUCUCCUUGCCGCCAUCGCAUGCCUGUCCCAAGGAUGCUGUCCUGAGAGGUUCAUGCAAGUCGGUAACCGGUGCUACUAUUUCAACUCCGACAAGGUGGAUUGGCACGAUGCACGUGAUGCAUGCCUAGAACUUGGGGCGCAUCUAGUCAGCAUCCACAGCUUUCAAGAGAGUGCACAGGUCUAUGCCUUAUGGAAGAGUCUCGCCGAUGACAGGUUCACUAGUAAUCUAUACGAGGCAUAUUGGAUUGGACUAAAUGACCAGCAAACUGAAGGCGUCUUCAAGUGGAGUGAUGGGACUCCUACGGACUACACCCUAUGGCAUGACGGCGAACCAAACAACAGCAGGGGAGAAGAUUGUGUGGCUGCCCUUAACGCAGGUAGCAAUGACCAGGACAGGCAGAAGUGGAAUGACUACCCAUGCGGACUAUUGAAGUCCUACUUCUGCCGCAUACCUCUCUAAAUCACUACCUAAUGUCCCCAUUGGUCAAAUCGGAGGUCCUAUUGUAUUACCCAUACAAAUCAUGCUUGGAUUAUAUCAUUACAAUGUUCGAUCAUUAGCAGGUGAUUAGCUGUCUAGGACCUUGUUUACGUUAAUUUCUCGAAACUGGUUGUGAUCGUGUUAAUAAUUUAUUUAAAUAACAAUUAUUAAAUGAAAGGAAGGUUAUUAUCAUGCAGCCAAUUUGGACAACAAAAUCAUAUUGAGUAUUUAGUAGCGCUAUAAACAAAAACAUAAAGUAGGCUUACCGUGUGCAUGCUACGUAGACCCACUAGAGGUCAGUGCGUUGACCC